Molecule: messenger RNA, 1478 nt
Organism: Telopea speciosissima
Lineage: Eukaryota; Viridiplantae; Streptophyta; Magnoliopsida; Proteales; Proteaceae
Exons: 6
Coding region: 41-1198 (385 amino acids)
Source: RefSeq, a predicted model, not a curated record
GAGAGAUUGUACAAGUUUGUAUGUGGUUUGAUUGAAGUUUAUGAAGAGAUCGAUACGAGCUUCGGUACGGAGAAGACGAUCCAUGAUGAUGCUUCUUUCUAGCGUUGGAAACAUCGACAUGUCGACGGAUUCCAUAGUUGUCCGACGAGCUCUGACAUUGACGCUUUUCUUUGCCGCCAUUGCUUUCCCUUGUCUCGUAAUCUACAAUGCCGCUUAUAAUUCUUCCGUCUUAUACGAUCCCUCUUCCGCCCUGAAUCGCAUUUUUUCCUUCGAUUCCAACGAUUCUCCUACGGUGGAUAGUGAGGAAUUGAGGCUGGAAAGAAUUUUGAAGGAUGCGGCGAUGGAUAGGACAGUUAUCCUCACUACUCUAAAUGAGGCAUGGGCAACUCCUGGUUCGAUUGUUGAUCUUUUCCUUGAGAGCUUUCGAAUUGGGGAUCACACCAGUGGCCUUUUGAAACAUUUGUUAAUUAUUGCUUUGGAUGAAAAAGCAUAUACUCGUUGUUUGGCUGUACACACCCAUUGCUUUGCUCUUAAAACUGAAGGGGUAAAUUUCUCUGGUGAGGCAUAUUUCAUGACCCCUGACUACUUGAAGAUGAUGUGGCGAAGGAUUGAUUUCUUACGAUCUGUUCUUGAGAUGGGUUAUAACUUUGUUUUCACGGAUGCUGAUAUCAUGUGGUUCCGGAACCCAUUUCCACGCUUUUAUCUGGAUGCAGAUUUCCAGAUUGCAUGUGAUCACUUCAUUGGGAACUCCUAUGAUGUACAAAAUAGACCCAAUGGAGGAUUUAAUUAUGUGAAGUCCAAUAACCGGACAAUAGAGUUCUACAAGUUUUGGUAUUCUGCAAGAGAGACCCAUCCAGGAUUUCAUGAUCAGGAUGUGCUUAACAUUAUCAAAUAUGAUCCUUUUAUUUUUGAGAUAGGACUGACAAUGAGAUUCUUGGACACUGCUUACUUUGGUGGUCUAUGUGAGCACGGCAGAGAUUUUAAUAAUAUUUGUACGAUGCAUGCAAAUUGUUGUUAUGGUUUGGAUAGCAAGCUCCAUGAUCUUAGGAUCAUGCUUGAGGAUUGGAAAAUUUUCUUAUCUCUGCCAGGAAGUCUGAAGAGAUCACUGCUAUUAUCUUGGAGAGUUCCAAGUAAUUGCAGUCUUACGCUUCGCUCUCCCUCAAGUAGUUUGCCGCCGGAACAAAGCGAUUGGCAAUAAUGAAGUGAAUCUUCAUAUGUUUCAGGAUGUCUUGGGGAUCCAUUUUGUAAAGGUUCACAAAUUCGCAAUUGUCUUGGAGGCAGAAUUGUUACUCUUCCUUGAAUUCCAAUUGCACCACUAUGAGCAUUAGUGUUGUGGUCAUCCUCAGAAAUAUGCUUGCGGAGGUUGUUUGGAAUCAGAAGCAUCUCAAGGAGGCUCAUGUGGCAUCUCUCGUGGCGUCCAUUUUUUGGACACCUCUUGUUCAGCAUCUUGAUGUAUAUUUUAUUCUUUUUGUACAUGA